Messenger RNA from Anguilla rostrata (American eel), 3396 nucleotides. RefSeq names its product proteasome 26S subunit, non-ATPase 1 (gene psmd1). Gene Ontology annotation, cellular component: proteasome regulatory particle, base subcomplex; proteasome storage granule; nucleus. The record is from RefSeq and is a predicted model, not a curated record. The transcript has 25 exons. Gene Ontology annotation, molecular function: enzyme regulator activity. Bases 175 to 3156 code for a protein of 993 amino acids. Lineage: Eukaryota; Metazoa; Chordata; Actinopteri; Anguilliformes; Anguillidae. Gene Ontology annotation, biological process: regulation of protein catabolic process; proteasome-mediated ubiquitin-dependent protein catabolic process.
GGGGGCUUUCUUUAUGAAACAAAAAUUUAGGUGGAAUCGAGGUGCAGCGUUAUUGUGUUGGUGAGACAAAAAUCGCGUUUGAGAGGGUUGUUUUUUUUGCAUUUCUUGUCAGGAAACACGUUUGGUACGUGUGGUGGUUGUGUGGAAUAAAAAGCGGCUGAUCUGCAUCUAAACAUGAUAACUUCUGCGGCUGGGAUCAUUUCCCUGUUGGACGAAGAAGAACCUCAACUUAAGGAAUUUGCGCUACAUAAGCUGAACUCCAUAGUCAAUGACUUCUGGGCUGAGAUUUCAGAAUCGGUUGAUAAAAUUGAAGUCCUGUACGAGGAUGAGACGUUCCGGAGCCGGGAGUUUGCGGCGUUGGUCGCCUCCAAAGUCUUCUACCACCUGGGCGCGUUCGAGGAGUCUCUGAACUACGCUCUCGGCGCCGGGGACCUGUUCAACGUGGCUGACGACUCGGAGUAUGUGGAGACCAUAAUAGCGAAAUGCAUCGACCACUACACCAAGCAGCGCGUGGAGAACACGGAGCUGCAGGAGGGGGAGGAGAGGAAGGUCAUCGACCCCCGCCUGGAGGGCAUCGUCAACAAAAUGUUCCUGCGUUGCCUGGGCGACCACAAGUACAAGCAGGCCAUUGGCAUCGCCUUGGAGACGCGACGCUUGGACAUCUUUGAGAAGACCAUCCUGGAGUCUAACGACGUUAGCGGACUGCUGGCCUACAGCCUGAAGGUGUGCAUGUCACUCAUGCAGAACAAGCAGUUCAGGAACGAGGUCCUCAGGGUGCUGGUCAAGCUCUACAUGAACCUGGAGAAGCCGGACUUCAUCAAUGUGUGCCAGUGCCUGAUCUUCCUGGACGACCCCCAGGCGGUGAGCGACAUCCUGGAGAAGCUGAUGAAGGAGGGCAACCUGCUGAUGGCCUACCAGAUCUGCUUCGACCUGUACCAGAGCGCCAGCCAGCAGUUCCUCUCGUCCGUCAUCCAGAACCUGCACACCGUGGGCAGCCCCAUCCCCGCCGUGCCCGGCUCCACCAACACCGGCACCGUCCCCACGCCGGACAAGGACAGCGAUGCCAUGGAAACGGAUGAUAAAGCUGGCAGCUCCCCGACAGGGAAGUCCUCAGAGGUGAAAGAGGAACCAAAAGACCAGAACUCCAAGAUGAUUAUGAUACUCAGUGGAGAAAUGGCCAUAGAACUGCAUCUGCAGUUCCUCAUCCGAAACAACAACACAGACCUGAUGAUUCUCAAGAACACAAAGGAUGCGGUUCGGAACUCCGUGUGCCACACAGCGACGGUCAUAGCCAACUCCUUCAUGCAUACCGGGACCACCAGCGACCAGUUCCUCAGAGAGAAUUUGGAGUGGUUAGCAAGAGCCACGAACUGGGCCAAGUUCACUGCCACAGCGAGUCUGGGAGUCAUUCACAAGGGUCAUGAGAAGGAGGCGUUGCAGCUGAUGGCCACCUACCUGCCCAAAGACACCUCGCCCGGGUCGGCCUACCAGGAAGGGGGGGGUCUGUACGCCCUCGGACUGAUCCAUGCCAACCACGGGGGGGACAUCAUCGACUAUCUGCUCAACCAGCUCAAAAACGCCAGCAAUGACAUCGUGCGUCACGGCGGGGCGCUGGGCCUGGGGCUGGCCGCUUUGGGCACCGCCCGGCAGGACGUCUACGACCUCCUCAAAUCCAACCUGUACCAGGACGACGCCGUCACAGGUGAGGCCGCCGGCCUGGCUCUGGGGCUGGUGAUGCUGGGCUCUAAGUCUGCUCAGGCCAUAGAGGACAUGGUGGGCUACGCCCAGGAGACGCAGCACGAGAAGAUCCUGCGUGGGCUGGCCGUGGGGAUCGCGCUCGUCAUGUACGGCAGGAUGGAGGAGGCCGACACCCUCAUCGAGAGCCUCUGCAGGGACAAGGACCCCAUCCUGCGCCGGUCGGGGAUGUACACGGUGGGGAUGGCGUACUGCGGCUCCGGGAACAACAAGGCCAUCCGGCGCCUGCUGCACGUGGCCGUGAGUGAUGUGAACGAUGAUGUCAGAAGGGCUGCCGUGGAGUCCAUCGGGUUCAUUAUGUUCAGGACCCCAGAACAAUGCCCCAGCGUGGUCUCCCUCCUGUCAGAGAGCUAUAACCCCCACGUGCGCUGUGGAGCCGCCAUGGCGCUGGGCAUCUGCUGCGCUGGGACGGGGAACAAGGAAGCGAUCAACCUGCUGGAGCCCAUGACCAACGACCCGGUGAACUACGUGCGACAGGGGGCGCUGAUCGCCUCCGCCCUCAUCAUGAUCCAGCAGACCGAGGUCACCUGUCCCAAGGUUAACCAGUUUCGGCAGCUGUACGCCAAGGUCAUCAACGACAAGCACGAUGACGUCAUGGCCAAGUUCGGUGCCAUCCUGGCGCAGGGCAUCCUGGACGCAGGCGGCCGCAACGUCACCAUAUCCCUGCAGUCCCGCACGGGCCACACCCACAUGCCCUCGGUGGUGGGCCUCCUGGUCUUCACCCAGUUCUGGUUCUGGUUCCCCCUCUCCCACUUCCUGUCUCUGGCCUUCACCCCCACCGCCAUCAUCGGCCUCAACAAGGACCUGAAGAUGCCCAAGGUGCAGUACCGCUCCAACUGCAAGCCCUCCACCUUCGCCUACCCCCCUGCCCUGGAGGUGCCCAAGGAGAAGGAGAAGGAGAAGGUUUCCACUGCCGUUCUGUCCAUCACAGCCAAGGCCAAGAAGAAGGAGAAAGAGAAGGAGAAGAAGGAGAAGGAGGAGGAGAAGAUGGAAGUGGUGAGUUCAGGGCCGGUGAAGGAGAAGGAGAAAGAGAAAAAAGAGGAAGAGAAGGAGAAGGAAAAAGAAAAAGAGAAGGAAAAGGAGAAGGAGAAGGAGAAAGAAAAGGAGAAAGAGAAGGAGAAGGAGAAAGAGAAGGAAAAGAGGAAGGAGCCGGAGCCCAGCUUCCAGCUGCUGGAGAACCCGGCUCGGGUGAUGCCUGCGCAGCUCAAAGUGCUCAACAUGCCCGACACCUGCCGCUACCAGCCCUUCAAACCGCUGCACACCGGCGGGAUCAUCAUCCUGAAGGACACCAGUGAGGAAGAGGAGGAGCUGGUGGAGCCCGUUUCCGCCCACGGCCCCAAGAUCGAGGAGGAAGAGCAGGAGCCGGAGGCCCCAGAGCCGUUCGAGUACAUCGACGAGUAACCCCUCCCCCCCCAUCCUCCACCCCCCCCACCCCCCGGCCAAGGCAGAUAUUAGGAGCCUCUCCAGAGGACCCCGGAGUCUUAGCAUGCACCUCUUCCUCCUCCUCCUCCUCCUCAUUUUACACGUUCCCUCCUGAGCUUGGCUGCUGCUCCGAGCUCGGAAUGUUUUACACUCUUGUUAAAUGGUAUCUUUUUUUUUUUGUCCGUAAAAACAUAAAAUAAAAAAAGAUAUAUAUAUGUA